Messenger RNA from Porites evermanni, 2703 nucleotides. NCBI's taxonomy places the organism in Eukaryota, Metazoa, Cnidaria, Anthozoa, Scleractinia, Poritidae. The record is from the annotation of a GenBank genome assembly.
UUGAACGCAGUUCAAUAUCGCCUUCAAAAGUUUUUGUUUUUUUAGACGAAAUAUUUGAAACGUUUAGCAACAAUGCGGAGUGCAAUUGAAAUACUUUUCCUCUCGGCGCUUUUUCAAAAAACCGGUAAGUACUUUGGCAAUUAUUUCUCACAACAACACUCUUGCGCACGGAAAUAACCGGGAACCAAAGGUAGUAGUCAGGAAUUUUAAUGGUCCUUCUAACUGCUUUCAGGAAGCCAUUUUGAAAGUCCUCUAAUUCGGCCUUAAGUCAGCCGACAUCAUCGAAAAGCGUUUAAAAAAUCCGUUCCGAAAGAAGCACAGCUAUUGGCAAUCGAGGAUAACUGCCAUCGAUAAAUUACUUGAGCUCUGGUAACCUACUAAUGACAUCCUCAUUUUGCAGCUAGCAAAGCUGCUACUUGUGAUGUAUAUAUGUCAUAUAUUGAGAGCUGUGCGGCAUAAACAAUUUUCAAAGGCAAUGGUUACAAUACGUUUGGUCAGCCCCUGACUGGCUAAUGUUCAUGGAUUCAAGGGUGGAAAAUUUACAGUGAAACCUCGAGAACCGGUUGUAUUAGCGGUUAAAUAGAAUGCACACAAAAUGUCUGAAGAACUGCAAAGUCACGAAGAAGACUUUAAAAAGACAAAAAAGCAAGUAAUAGCUAGAUGAAUGGUAAAUGCAGAUUUGGUUAGUGAAGGUUCACUCGAAAAAAAGUGAGCGUUGGUGCAUACUAACGACGUGAUAUUGCAACUUGCAUUUACAAACUAAUGGCUCAUAUUCAAAAUAUCAACUGGGUCGAAAGGCUCUUUGGUCAACUGAACACCAUAUUCUCUCAUCUAUUCAGUAUUGCGAACAUUAUUUCAGUCAAAGUUAUCAAUUCCUUUCAGAUUUUAAGAAGAAAUUCAAAAGAAAAUAGCAAAAUUUGUGCUGAGCAAAUUGAAUUAAUCGUAAUACCUUUUCCAACGUGCUGUCAAAAGAUAACAGGUGGCCGUUUUUAUAGUGAACGAGCACCGUUGACAAAAAAAUUUAUUUGUACGCCUUGCGUCAAUCCACCUUGCUUAAUGACGUAGUCAGAAUCCCUUGUAGAACGGUGUUUGUUAAACCCUUUAAAUCCCUAGAGUGACCAACAUCAACUUUCUCCUAAAAGCACUUAUUCAUCAUCUAGAGAAAAGGUUAUGAGAGAUUAUCAAAUGAUCAACAAAGAAAAAAAAUGCUUUGAUCUUUUAUCAAAUUCUCUCAACUAAUCAUUGAGGAAAUGUUUGGAAAUCAGCAUGGAGAAUUUGUAUGUAGAUAUUGGGGGUUAAAAGGUUAUUAAGUGGAAAACAAUUUAGCAAAGCAUUCUGCACCCUGCGAUGAGAGCCUCCUUUUUCUUUCUAGAGUGAGGCUCCGCCUGAAUUACAUCAAGCCUUUAAAGUUGCCAAGGCCCGAGCAUCUGGACUAGCCAUUCUUGGUCUCUCACGGUUUUUACCAAGUGCGAGCUAAUUCCGUUAAUUGGUAAAUCCAUGGUCAUAACUGAGCUCGCUAAACCAUACGCACUGAAAUAAGGCCUGAGUUUGAAAGUGUAUCCUAGCAACAAGCAGCACGUACUCUUACUCUCAUGCAGAGUCUUUUUCCCCAGUAGCCAAAAUCGAGCAGGUGAAAGAAAGACUCUUAUCAAGAGAUUACAAAAACGCGCUUGGCUUUUGGAUGGUUCAGCGAACGUUCUAAAAAUAACGGACAGGUCGCUUUGACAUCUUUCGUUAAAACAAUCAGUAAUUUGAUUGGACAAUCAAAAGAUGCUUUAUUCACUUUUCCAUCUUAGUGUCUACGGUUUGAUUUUCUCAUCAGCUAUUGGCUGAUAAAACAAAUAACAGAGACGUCCAGGACCUUAUUUCAAGCAAACCCUAUGACAAUAUUGGAGUGACUGGAUUGAAAGACCCUAAUGAGCGUUUUCUUAUGUUUUCAGCUGUUUCCUUGACGUGUUAUACCUGUUACUCAAAAGUAAGCUGGACUGACUGUGACCAGCAGAGAAGUCGAGUGAUUUGUGCGUCAUGGUUGGACGUCUGUGCCAAAACCCGCGUUCAUUUCGACGCCUGGGGGAAACAAUUUGACGUCUACGAACGUGGAUGUUUUGCAAACGAUUUUUGUACCCCUCGAGCUUGCAAGUACAUCAGCGGCGGCGAAAACUGCACUGUAAAUUGCUGUGAUCUGGAACUGUGUAAUGGAACUGCUUUAACAACUCACACCGGCAAGUUCCUUGUUUGGCUAUCUCUGGCUUUCGCAGUUUUCCAACACGUGUUAUUGGACUAAAAUGGUUGUGCGGAUCCCUACUGAAUCCAGAUAUGAAGUGAAUUUUCUAAAGCAGUAAAAAAAGGGCUCAGUGUUCCGUAGUAAAUGUUUCUGAGACGCAACCGGGGUUGUAAUUCAUUAAUUUAUCCCCACCAUCCAUAAAAACGAUCCAUCAAGUCAUUUUUCGUUAUCAGAUUGUUCAAAGACUUAGCGGAGCCAUUAGGUAAAUAAUCGGAGCAAAUAUAUUUCAAACUGCGUUCCAUUCCUUGUAAAAUGAUAAAUAAAAUUUACAUUUGUAGGUCUUCCAAACAGAUUAUGAUCUACCGCGACUCCUCUUAACGACUAAAGUGCUGUCAAUGGAAAAUUUGUGAAACGAUGAGAAAGACAUGUCAAAAAAUCCACUUUCCCUGUGCAAGGUUUCAUUCAUCUGGUCUCUUUAG